This is a messenger RNA of Periophthalmus magnuspinnatus, 842 nucleotides long. RefSeq names its product protocadherin-11 X-linked-like. The record is from RefSeq and is a predicted model, not a curated record. The transcript is spliced from 2 exons. Bases 31 to 660 code for a protein of 209 amino acids. NCBI's taxonomy places the organism in Eukaryota, Metazoa, Chordata, Actinopteri, Gobiiformes, Gobiidae.
ACCUUCUCUACGGCCAACCAGGCGCAGGACAUGCAGGACUCCUCCCAGCACAGCUAUUACGACAGCGGCCUGGAGGAAUCCGAGACCCCCAGCUCCAAGUCCUCGUCCGGCCCCCGGCUCGGGCCCCUGGCUCUGCCCGAGGACCACUACGAGAGGACCACCCCUGACGGCAGCAUCGGGGAGAUGGAGCACCCGGAGAACGACUUGCGCCCCCUCCCCGACGUGGCCAUGACCGGUAACUGCACCCGCGAGUGCACUGAAUUCGGCCACUCGGACUCGUGCUGGAUGCCCGGUCAGCCCUCCUCGCCCGGCCGCAAACCCCCGGUGCACUCCCACACCUUACCCAACCCCAAGACGGCUCCCAAGCUCUCCACGUUCGUGCCUUACCACUCGGACGCUGAGUCGGCAGGAACGCUGGUCGCCAACGGGAGCCCCAAGCCCGCCAAAGAGGAGAGGAGCGCCGCGGCAACCAUCGAGAGGGGAACGAAGAUGGCCAACAUGAGGUUUAUGACGCCCUACAACAGUGCCUACACGACCAGCGCGGGGUCAGAGGUCAACGCCAAGGAGUGUGGACUGGACAACGUGCCAUCGGGCCAGGAGUACCACUCAAGUUCCACCGCAGCGGGACAAACAGCAGCCAAAAGGGAGAUCUAUCUGUAGUGAAAGAAAGGCCAAAAUCAGCCCUAAGUGUAGUGUACAUGUGUUAGUGCGCCCCCUACAGAGAGACCAGGGGACUGCGGGGUGAACUGGAGGUGUACAAGGACAUUUGGGUGUCACUUUAAGUCCAUACUCAGAGUUUUGAAGCACUUUUGACUGGGCUAAAACAGAACUGAAUCUUGGAA